GUGGGUGAUGGCGCGGGGAGUGUCUGCAUCCCUCUCUCCUCUGUCCUCUGCCUCGCUGGUCACAUGUUCGCACUGCUCAGCAUCAGAUGUGCCAGAGUGAUUGAGCAGCAGCGCUUUUAAAACAGACCCGAGCCGGGACCCUCGUUGGGGAAUGGCCUCUGAACGGGACGGAUCCAACUCCACCAGGAACCUGACCAACCAGUUCGUGCAGCCGCCGUGGCGCGUCGCGCUCUGGUCCAUCGCCUACAGCGUGGUGCUGGCCGUGGCCGUGUUCGGGAACCUGAUCGUGAUCUGGAUCAUCCUGGCGCACAAACGCAUGAGGACGGUGACCAACUACUUUCUGCUCAACUUGGCUUUCUCCGACGUCUCCAUGGCCGCGUUCAACACGCUCGUCAACUUCAUCUACGCGGCGCACGGAGAAUGGUACUUCGGAGAGGUCUACUGCCGGUUCCACAACUUCUUCCCCGUCACCGCUGUGUUCGCCAGCAUCUACUCCAUGACCGCGGUAGCCAUCGACAGGUACAUGGCCAUAAUCCACCCUCUGAAACAGCGUCUGUCGGCAAAGGCCACCAUGGGAGUCAUCGCCUGUAUCUGGAGUCUGGCCGUGGUCCUCGCCUUCCCCCUCUGCUUCUUCUCCACCACCCGAGCUCUGCCUCACAGGACGCUCUGCUACGUGGCCUGGCCCCGCAUGGCCAACGACCCCUUCAUGUAUCACAUCAUAGUGACAGUUCUGGUCUACGUGCUGCCCUUAGUGGUGAUGAGCAUCACUUACACCAUUGUGGGGGUGACUCUGUGGGGAGGGGAGAUCCCCGGAGACUCGUCCGAUAACUAUCACGGGCAGCUCCGAGCCAAGCGGAAGGUGGUGAAGAUGAUGAUCAUUGUGGUGGUGACCUUUGCCCUCUGCUGGUUGCCCUAUCACGUCUACUUCAUCGUGACGGGUCUCAACAAGCGUCUGAGCAAGUGGAAGAACAUCCAGCAGGUCUACCUGUCGGUGCUGUGGCUGGCGAUGAGCUCCACCAUGUACAACCCCAUCAUCUACUGCUGCCUCAACAGCAGGUUUCGGGCCGGUUUCAAGCAUGUGUUCCGCUGGUGUCCCUUUGUCCACGUCUCGAGCUACGAUGAGCUGGAGCUCCGAAACACGAGACUGCGACCUGGUUACCAGAGCAGCAUGUGCACCCUCUCACGGGUCGACACCAGCAUCCUCAGCAAAGACAAGAGUGUUUAUUGUCAUGGAAACAGGUCAAGAAGACUCAACUCUGAGCCCAAUAAUAAAGACAGUUAGCUGGACACACGCCAGCUGAAUGUCGACAGGGUUGUUCGAGUUGAUAAAUGCAGAUUGCAGUGUUUUUUGUUGCUGUUUAAUUAUAGAGAUGUGAGCUAUAGGGAUGGGCUGUGGUACAAUAUGGGGCGAGGAUGUUUUCGAGCACAUAUAAUAAUAAAAAAAUGUCAUAAAAAGAGUUUCAUAUUGUAGCUUUAGGGAAUUUUAACUCAACCCAAUACAUGAAUGUCUUUAUUUCAGAAUUUAGAGUUGAAUGUCUUUUAAAUUGUAAAAUGCUGCUAUUCAUAAAUUUGCAAUCUUAUUUUGUUGCUAUUAUGUAUCCUAACAAAAUCCCCAAAAAAUUAGUCCAACUAGUCAGUGAGUAAUUAAUUUAUAUGUGGAUUCGUAACAGUAGUAUUACUAGAAAGUGUUUCAUGAAGACAUUUGUUGCUAAAUGCCUUUGAUUUUCCUAAUGAGAUAUCGCAUUCAUGCUCAUGUGCUGUACUUCCUUGGGUUUGAUACAUUUUGAUUAUAGUCAUUAAAUAAUGUUGACGCUUUGGUAAAACAUGGUUGAUGGUUAGAGCCAUGGUGUUUUAAAUGAUUACAUCAUAUUUGUAUGUUUUAUAAGAUUCUUUGUCAGCAUCAUGUACUUUAAGCUGCAUUAUCGUCACGUUAUCCUUGCAUGCUAUAUUACAUAACUUGGUACUUUAUGGAUUUAUUAAAUGUCAUACUCACUGUAGACAUACUGUACAUUUAAUCCCAUCAGACCACGACUCAGUGAUUUCAUCCAGCAGUGACGCUCUAACAACACUGAUGCCCUUAAAUCUGAAAUGAAAUGCAGCUCGUUGCAUUUUAUGACCAAAUGUAAAUUCACAAGGGCUCGCUCAUGUUUUUGUUAGUUGGAGAAAGCCUGUGCCAUCUUUAAAUGUGCUCAAAUUAUGCUUUCUUGUGGACUUUAUGCAAAUUAUGCUUUCUUGUGGACUUUUGUACGUAAUAAAUGUGCCUUAGAACUUGA
Molecule: messenger RNA, 2273 nt
Organism: Hippoglossus stenolepis (Pacific halibut)
Lineage: Eukaryota; Metazoa; Chordata; Actinopteri; Pleuronectiformes; Pleuronectidae
Gene: tacr3l
Product: tachykinin receptor 3-like
Exons: 5
Coding region: 152-1282 (376 amino acids)
Biological process (GO): G protein-coupled receptor signaling pathway; positive regulation of flagellated sperm motility
Cellular component (GO): plasma membrane; sperm midpiece
Molecular function (GO): tachykinin receptor activity
Source: RefSeq, a predicted model, not a curated record